This is a messenger RNA of Pollicipes pollicipes, 822 nucleotides long. RefSeq names its product endoplasmic reticulum junction formation protein lunapark-B. The transcript is spliced from 8 exons. The record is from RefSeq and is a predicted model, not a curated record. Bases 151 to 822 code for a protein of 223 amino acids. Gene Ontology annotation, biological process: endoplasmic reticulum tubular network organization. NCBI's taxonomy places the organism in Eukaryota, Metazoa, Arthropoda, Thecostraca, Pollicipedomorpha, Pollicipedidae. Gene Ontology annotation, cellular component: endoplasmic reticulum tubular network.
GUUUGUGAAAGGUAGCAGAGUUGCUGAAUAUAUGGGACAGGUCCAAUUCUUCCCCAAGCAGGGCAGCCUUCUCCAUUUAAGGUGACCAGGACAUGAUUGAAGUGGAUCGCCAAGACUGACACUGCCUGUUCAUCAAUACAUAUUCCCAUAAUGGGCUUGAUACUAUCGCGCUUUCGGCGCAAGGCGUCGACCAUCGAUGUCCUUCAGAAGAUCGAGGACGACAUGGGCUCCAUUGCCGAGAACGAGGCGGCCGUGCGGCGCCGGCAACGCCGCCUGGCGGCUGUGGUCGUAGCCUACUCGGCCCUGCUGUACGUGAUGGCCGGGCUGCUGUUCUACUACCGCUACUUCCCCGACGACGUGCUGACGCGCCUACUGUGCGCCGGCGCGCUGCUGCUCUUCCCGGCCCUGGUUUACUCUCUUAAGAGAUUGAUGACAUGGUACUACGAAAGAAAAAUACGUCAAAACGAAACCAGAUUGGCUGCAUUGAAGAAAAAGAAAGAACAGAUCUUGGAGGAGGUCCAAGACAAGGAGACGUACAAGGUCGCCAAGGAGAUCCUGGAGAAGUUUGCUCCUGAGCAGCUGCGCCGAUCACCGCUGCGCCCGGCCAGCACGCCUCUUGUGCCGCGGGGCGGUGACGCAGGAGGCGCCCGGCAGCGGCAGCUGGCUACAUUGACGGCUCCCCGGGGCCCGCUCACCUCAACCCCGUUGGGCGCGGCCGGCCGCGGUGCGCCCCAACCCGGCAUCGGCGCCGGCCGGUACUCGGGCCCGAUGGCGCCGUCUCCGCUCGUGCCGGCCGGCCGCGGUCUGCCGCCGUCGGGGUGA